Molecule: messenger RNA, 9311 nt
Organism: Misgurnus anguillicaudatus (oriental weatherfish)
Lineage: Eukaryota; Metazoa; Chordata; Actinopteri; Cypriniformes; Cobitidae
Source: RefSeq, a predicted model, not a curated record
CACUUAUCACAAGGUAAAAGCCAUUGGAAACAGGUGAGCUCGAGCAAAACGGAUCUCUACGAGGUCAGUGAAGAUGUUCCAGAUGAAGAUGCUGGAAUGGGCCAUAGUGCUACUGGGCCUACAGUCUGCAUAUGCAGGAUAUAAGAAAGAUGUUGGGGACACAAGCUCAAAAGAAUCAAGCUCAAAAGAAUCAAGCUCAGAAGAAGAUUUUUUGCCAACAACGGUCUUCCCCACUCUGCCAAAUCUGGUGACAAUAUCAGAACCUAAUCCGGAUCAUCAAACCACUCUCUGUAGCACAUGGGGAAAUUUUCACUUCAGGACCUUUGAUGGUCAUUUCUUUCAAAUGGCUGACACAUGUAACCACAUUCUGGCUGUGAUGUGUGACACACAUGUCUCAGAUUUUAACAUCCAAAUGCAAAGAAUGAUUGUGAAUGGCUCGGUUACUUUCACCUCAGUCAAAUUAGAGCUGGAGGGGACGUCCAUCAAAUUUAGUCAAGGCAACAUCUACAUGGACGACAAAGUGGUAUCUAUUCCCAUGAGUCAGAAUGGAAUUAAAAUCGAGGGAAGCCCUGCGAGUGUUAAGGUCUCCAAAUAUGGAGUGACUGUUAUUUGGGAGGAAGAAGAUCACUCUAUGGUGAUUGAACUUGCUGAGAAGUACAGAGGUCGGACGUGUGGACUCUGUGGAAACUUCAAUGGCGACAAUUCUGAUGACGUGAUUUUAAAAGAUCCAGAGACAUGGAAGGUCUCCAUACCAGCUGAACCCUGUGAAGAAAUCCCACUUCCCCCCAGUGAUCAGUGUGAAAACCAGGUUGGCAUUUGUAAGCAGUAUCUGAAGAGUUCAGGAUUUGAUGAUUGUCGCCGUCUGAUGGAUCUGAGUUCAUUUGAGAAAGUUUGCGCAGAUGACCUGUGUCAAUGUCCUGGAAACCAGGACUGUGUCUGCAACACGCUUACAGAAAUAUCACGACAGUGCACGCAUGCUGGUGGCAAGCCGGGAAAGUGGAGAACAGAUCAACACUGUCCAAAGACAUGUCCACUAAACAUGGUAUACAUGGAGUGUGCUGGCCCAUGCAAAAACACCUGCUCGGCCCCAAAUGGAACCCUGCUGUGUACAGAUCACUGUGUAGAUGGCUGUUUCUGCCCUGAGGGCACUGUGGAAGACAACAUUGGAAACAGUGGUUGCGUUCCUUUAAACAAAUGCCCAUGUAUGCACGACGGCAAAAUAUACCAGACUGGAGAGUCAUACGAGCAAGCGUGUAAAAAAUGCGAGUGUGCUGCUGGAUACUGGAGUUGCACGGAUCUGGAAUGUCCUGGAAUCUGUUCUGUUAUGGGAGGCUCUCACAUCACCACCUAUGAUAGAAAAACCUUCAGCUUUAAUGGCAAUUGUGACUACAUCCUCACUAAGCACUCUAAUGACAGCAGUUUCGCUGUUGUUGGAAAUCUGGACAAGUGUGAUCCGAGCCGAACUGACAUGUGUUUGAAUUCUGUUACUCUGAUCAUGUCAAAGACCAUAGUGACCACUGUAAUUUUUUCAUCCAGUGGGACUGUCACGCUAAAUGGAAUCAGUCCAGAUAUGUUUCCAAUAAUCACAGAGGAAGUGGUCAUCAUCCAGCCCUCAUCAUCCUUCAUUAUCGCUGAAAUAAAGAAUUUUCGUCUAGAAAUCCAACUGUCUCCAAUCAUGCAGUUGUAUAUUAAAGCCAGCAACUCAGAGAAAGGCAAAAUGAGUGGUCUGUGUGGGAACUAUAACGGUGUCCAGAAAGAUGACUUCAAAACAGAUUCAGGCAUUAUAGAGGGAACACCAACAUCCUUUGUCAACUUUUGGAAAAAGAACCCAUACAGUUGUCCAGAUGUUGAAAACACAUUUGACAACCCCUGCAGUCUAAGAGUGGAAACAGAAAAACUUGCAAAAGACUGGUGUUCCCGUCUGACGGAUCCAAAUGGAACCUUCUCCUCAUGUCAUUCAGAAAUAUUUCCUGACAUUUACUAUCAAAACUGCGUUUAUGACACCUGUAAGUGUGCUGAUAUUGAGAAGUGUAUGUGUGCUUCCCUCUCCGCCUAUGCCCAUGCAUGUGCCGAAAGAGGGAUCAUUCUCCACGGAUGGCUGGAUUCAUACCCCUGUGACAAAGUGUCCGAGUGUUCAGAAAAUAUGGAGUACUCCUACAAUGUGACCAGUUGUAGAAAAACCUGUCGUUCUAACUCUAAGACCGACUACAUCUGCAAAGUGUCUACACCUGUGGAUGGCUGUGUUUGUUCAAAGGGGGCUUAUCUAAACGAUGCAGGCCAGUGUGUGAAUGCUGACCAGUGUCCUUGUUACUAUAACAACCUGGUCAUAGAGCCAUCAGGAUCAGUAAACGUAGAUGGAGCCAACUGCACCUGCACUCACGGCAAAAUACACUGCAACAGUCCGGAAGACUGUGUGGCUCCAAUGGUCUACGUCAAAUGUUCGAUGAGUGAACAUGGAAAAACAGGAGCAGAGUGUCAAAGGACAUGCCAGAACCAAGACCCACAUAACUGCGUCAGCACAGGAUGUGUAUCAGGAUGUAUGUGCCCAGAUCAUCUGCUAGCUGAUGGUCAAGGUGGCUGUGUGGAGAAGGAAAACUGUCCUUGUUUUCACAAUGGAUUAACUUAUUCACCUGGGGAUGAGAUUCAAGACGAUUGCAACACCUGCAAAUGCAAAAAAGGGAUGUGGAGUUGUACUGGUAAAGAUUGUUACGGCACCUGUACCAUCUAUGGUGAAGGACAUUAUAAGACUUUUGAUGGAAGAAAAUAUUUUUACCACGGAGGCUGUGAAUACAUCUUAGCACAAGAUUACUGCAACAUGGGAGAGAGUCAAUACUCAUUACGCAUUGUUACAGAGAACAUUCCCUGUGGCUCCACCGACUCUAUUUGCUCCAAAUCUGUAAAUCUUUUCUUUGGGAAAUACAAGGUGGUUUUAUCUGAAGUGGAUGGAGUAAAAGUUAUUGAAACCAAUGGAACCGACUACCAAUAUCAAAUCAAUUCUGUGGGGAUUUACACUGUAAUUGAGAUCAAAAAGCUUUUAAACGUAAUUUGGGAUGGCAAAACAACCCUGAUGCUCCAACUCCAUCCCAGCUUAAAGGGCAAAGUGUGUGGACUGUGUGGAAACUUUGACGGUAAUGCAAAUAACGACUUUGUAAAGCAUGAUGGAGAAGAGGUCACUGAUGCGGUGGUGUUUGGAAGUAGCUGGAAAGUGAAACCAAGCUGCCCAGAAGUGGACAGUUUGAUAGACCCUUGUGAGAAAAACCCUCACCGGAGUGUCUGGGCUAUCAAACAAUGCAGCAUCAUUACAAGCAAUGUCUUUAAAGACUGCCAUGCACAUGUGGACUCUGCCCCAUACUAUGAUGCCUGUGUGAGGGACACCUGUGCAUGUGAUUCUGGGGGAGACUGUGAUUGUUUCUGUACAGCAGUGGCUGCGUAUGCGGCUGAAUGUCGAAAGAAAGAGGCUUGCAUUGCAUGGCGUACUCCACAUAUUUGUCCUUUAUUCUGUGACUACUACAAUGACCCAGUGGGAGACUGUGAGUGGCACUACAGAACCUGUGGUUCGGCCUGCAUGAAAACAUGCAAAAACCCAGAAGGGACCUGUUCCAAUCAAAUUCCUCUCCUAGAAGGGUGUUUUCCUCAGUGCCCUUCUGACAGGCCAUUUUUAAAGGAAGAAACCCAAAAAUGCGUCACAGAGAUAGAGUGUCAUACGUGUGUAUAUGAUGGGAAGGAGUUUACGAUUGGAGAAGAAGUGUACCACACCACAGAUGGACACGGCAUGUGUUUCAAAGCUGUGUGUGGAUCAAAUGCAACAAUAAUUAGAUAUAUGGAAACUUGCACCACAACAGCUAAACCAUUUACUUUCCAAAGUCAAAAAACAACAACACAACCAACAACAGCUACACAAACCACGGGUGUGUCCACAACUGCAGGACCAUCAACAACACAACCAACAACAGCUACACAAACCACGGGUGUGUCCACAACUGCAGGACCAUCAACAGGAACAGCACAAUCAACAACACCAUCAACAGGAACAGCACAAUCAACAACACAACCAAUAAAAGAGGAAACAACACAAAUAUCAACAGCUACUCAUGCCACUGGUGUGUCCACAACUGCAGGACCAUCAACAACACAACCAACAACAGCUACACAAACCACUGGUGUGUCCACCACUGCAGGACCAUCAACAGGAACAGCACAAACAACAACACCAUCAACAGGAACAGCACAAUCAACAACACAACCAAUUAAAGAGGAAACAACACAAGUAUCAACAGCCACUCAUGCCACUGGUGUGUACACAACUACAGGAGCAUCAACAACACAACCAACAACAGCUACACAUACCACGGGUGUGUCCACAACUGCAGGACCAUCAACAGGAACAGCACAAUCAACAACACCAUCAACAGGAACAGCACAAUCAACAACACAACCAAUAAAAGAGGAAACAACACAAGUAUCAACAGCUACUCAUGCCACUGGGGUGUCCACAACUGCAGGACCAUCAACAACACAACCAACAACAGCUACACAAACAACUGGUGUGUCCACAACUGCAGGACCAUCAACAGGAACAGCACAUUCAACAACACAACCAAUAAAAGAGGAAACAACACAAGUAUCAACAGCUACUCAUGCCACUGGUGUGUCCACAACUGCAGGACCAUCAACAACACAACCUACAACAGCUACACAUACCACGGGUGUGUCCACAACUGCAGGACCAUCAACAGGAACAGCACAAUCAACAACACCAUCAACAGGAACAGCACAAUCAACAACACAACCAAUAAAAGAGGAAACAACACAAGUAUCAACAGCUACUCAUGCCACUGGUGUGUCCACAACUAUAGGAGCAUCAACAACACAACCAACAACAGCUACACAUACCACGGGUGUGUCCACAACUGCAGGACCAUCAACAGGAACAGCACAAUCAACAACACCAUCAACAGGAACAGCACAAUCAACAACACAACCAAUAAAAGAGGAAACAACACAAAUAUCAACAGCUACUCAUGCCACUGGUGUGUCCACAACUGCAGGACCAUCAACAACAAAACCAACAACAGCUACACAAACCACUGGUGUGUCCACAACUGCAGGACCAUCAACAGGAACGGCACAAUCAACAACACAACCAAUAAAAGAGGAAACAACACAAGUAUCAACAGCUACUCAUGCCACUGGUGUGUCCACAACUGCAGGACCAUCAACAACAAAACCAACAACAGCUACACAAACCACUGGUGUGUCCACAACUGCAGGACCAUCAACAACACAACCUACAACAGCUACACAAACAACUGGUGUGUCCACAACUGCAGGACCAUCAACAGGAACAGCACAAUCAACAACACCAUCAACAGGAACAGCACAAUCAACAACACAACCAAUUAAAGAGGAAACAACACAAGUAUCAACAGCUACUCAUGCCACUGGUGUGUCCACAACUGCAGGACCAUCAACAACAAAACCAACAACAGCUACACAAACCACUGGUGUGUCCACAACUGCAGGACCAUCAACAGGAACGGCACAAUCAACAACACAACCAAUAAAAGAGGAAACAACACAAGUAUCAACAACUACUCAUGCCACUGGUGUGUCCACAACUGCAGGACCAUCAACAACAAAACCAACAACAGCUACACAAACCACUGGUGUGUCCACAACUGCAGGACCAUCAACAGGAACAGCACAAUCAACAACACAACCAAUAAAAGAGGAAACAACACAAGUAUCAACAGCUACUCAUGCCACUGGUGUGUCCACAACUGCAGGACCAUCAACAACACAACCUACAACAGCUACACAAACAACUGGUGUGUCCACAACUGCAGGAACAUCAACAGGAACAGCACAUUCAACAACACAACCAAUAAAAGAGGAAACAACACAAGUAUCAACAGCUACUCAUGCCACUGGUGUGUCCACAACUGCAGGACCAUCAACAACACAACCUACAACAGCUACACAUACCACGGGUGUGUCCACAACUGCAGGACCAUCAACAGGAACAGCACAAUCAACAACACCAUCAACAGGAACAGCACAAUCAACAACACAACCAAUAAAAGAGGAAACAACACAAGUAUCAACAGCUACUCAUGCCACUGGUGUGUCCACAACUACAGGAGCAUCAACAACACAACCUACAACAGCUACACAUACCACGGGUGUGUCCACAACUGCAGGACCAUCAACAGGAACAGCACAAUCAACAACACCAUCAACAGGAACAGCACAAUCAACAACACAACCAAUAAAAGAGGAAACAACACAAGUAUCAACAGCUACACAUACCACGGGUGUGUCCAAAACUGCAGGACCAUCAACAGGAACAGCACAAUCAACAACACCAUCAACAGGAACAGCACAAUCAACAACACAACCAAUAAAAGAGGAAACAACACAAGUAUCAACAGCUACUCAUGCCACUGGUGUGUCCACAACUACAGGACCAUCAACAACACAACCUACAACAGCUACACAUACCACGGGUGUGUCCACAACUGCAGGACCAUCAACAGGAACAGCACAAUCAACAACACCAUCAACAGGAACAGCACAAUCAACAACACAACCAAUAAAAGAAGAAACAACACAAGUAUCAACAGCUACUCAUGCCACUGGUGUGUCCACAACUGCAGGACCAUCAACAACAAAACCAACAACAGCUACACAAACCACUGGUGUGUCCACAACUGCAGGACCAUCAACAGGAACGGCACAAUCAACAACACAACCAAUAAAAGAGGAAACAACACAAGUAUCAACAGCUACUCAUGCCACUGGUGUGUCCACAACUGCAGGACCAUCAACAACAAAACCAACAACAGCUACACAAACCACUGGUGUGUCCACAACUGCAGGACCAUCAACAGGAACAGCACAUUCAACAACACAACCAAUAAAAGAGGAAACAACACAAGUAUCAACAGCUACUCAUGCCACUGGUGUGUCCACAACUGCAGGACCAUCAACAACACAACCUACAACAGCUACACAAACAACUGGUGUGUCCACAACUACAGGACCAUCAACAGGAACAGCACAUUCAACAACACAACCAAUAAAAGAGGAAACAACACAAGUAUCAACAGCUACUCAUGCCACUGGUGUGUCCACAACUGCAGGACCAUCAACAACACAACCUACAACAGCUACACAAACCACUGGUGUGUCCACAACUGCAGGACCAUCAACAGGAACAGCACAAUCAACAACACAACCAAUAAAAGAGGAAACAACACAAGUAUCAACAGCUACUCAUGCCACUGGGGUGUCCACAACUAAAGGACCAUCAACAACACAACCAACAACAGCUACACAAACAACUGGUGUGUCCACAACUGCAGGACCAUCAACAGGAACAACAAAACCAAUAAAAGAGGAAACAACACAAGUAUCAACAGCUACUCAUGCCACUGGUGUGUCCACAACUGCAGGACUAUCAACAACACAACCUACAACAGCUACACAAACCACUGCUGUGUCCACAACUGCAGGACCAUCAACAGGAACGGCACAAUCAACAACACAACCAAUAAAAGAGGAAACAACACAAGUAUCAACAGCUACUCAUGCCACUGGGGUGUCCACAACUAAAGGACCAUCAACAACACAACCAACAACAGCUACUCAUACCACUGGUGUGUCCACAACUGCAGGACCAUCAACAGGAACGGCACAAUCAACAACACAACCAAUAAAAGAGGAAACAACACAAGUAUCAACAGCUACUCAUGCCACUGGGGUGUCCACAACUAAAGGACCAUCAACAACACAACCAACAACAGCUACACAAACCACUGGUGUGUCCACAACUGCAGGACCAUCAACAGGAACAGCACAAUCAACAACACAACCAAUAAAAGAGGAAACAACACAAGUAUCAACAGCUACUCAUGCCACUGGUGUGUCCACAACUAAAGGACCAUCAACAACACAACCAACAACAGCUACACAAACCACUGGUGUGUCCACAACUGCAGGAGCAUCAACAGGAACGGCACAAUCAACAACAAAACCAAUAAAAGAGGAAACAACACAAGUAUCAACAGCUACUCAUGCCACUGGUGUGUCCACAACUAAAGGACCAUCAACAACACAACCAACAACAGCUACACAAACCACUGGUGUGUCCACAACUGCAGGAGCAUCAACAGGAACGGCACAAUCAACAACAAAACCAAUAAAAGAGGAAACAACACAAGUAUCAACAGCUACUCAUGCCACUGAGGUGUCCACAACUAAAGGACCAUCAACAACACAACCAACAACAGCUACACAAACCACUGGUGUGUCCACAACUGCAGGACCAUCAACAGGAACGGCACAAUCAACAACACAACCAAUAAAAGAGGAAACAACACAAGUAUCAACAGCUACUCAUGCCACUGAGGUGUCCACAACUAAAGGACCAUCAACAACACAACCAACAACAGCUACACAAACCACUGGUGUGUCCACAACUGCAGGACCAUCAACAGGAACGGCACAAUCAACAACACAACCAAUAAAAGAGGAAACAACACAAGUAUCAACAGCUACUCAUGCCACUGGUGUGUCCACAACUAAAGGACCAUCAACAACACAACCAACAACAGCUACACAAACCACUGGUGUGUCCACAACUGCAGGACCAUCAACAGGAACAGCACAAUCAACAACACAACCAAUAAAAGAGGAAACAACACAAGUAUCAACAGCUACUCAUGCCACUGGGGUGUCCACAACUGCAGGACCAUCAACAACACAACCAACAACAGCUACACAAACCACUGGUGUGUCCACAACUGCAGGACCAUCAACAGGAACAGCACAAUCAACAACACAACCAAUAAAAGAGGAAACAACACAAGUAUCAACAGCUACUCAUGCCACUGGGGUGUCCACAACUAAAGGACCAUCAACAACACAACCAACAACAGCUACACAAACCACUGGUGUGUCCACAACUGCAGGAGCAUCAACAGGAACGGCACAAUCAACAACAAAACCAAUAAAAGAGGAAACAACACAAGUAUCAACAGCUACUCAUGCCACUGGGUGUCCACAACUAAAGGACCAUCAACAACACAACCAACAACAGCUACACAAACCACUGGUGUGUCCACAACUGCAGGACCAUCAACAGGAACGGCACAAUCAACAACACAACCAAUAAAAGAGGAAACAACACAAGUAUCAACAGCUACUCAUGCCACUGAGGUGUCCACAACUAAAGGACCAUCAACAACACAACCAACAACAGCUACACAAACCACUGGUGUGUCCACAACUGCAGGACCAUCAACAGGAAC